UUGCAAUGCCCAUUUGCGAAAUCGAGCGAAAAUGAACACGAACGUGAAGCGCCUCCGCAAGGAGCUGCAGGAGCUCAAGAAGAACCCGGAGGAGGACAUGGUGCUGUACCCGGAGGAGGACACCAUCAUGCGCUGGAAGGCCUAUAUCCGCGGCCCCAAAGACACCCCGUUUGAGGACCGCUGCUUCGAGCUGGCUAUCCAAACCACACCGCUUUACCCCAUGGAACCGCCGAAGAUGAAGUUCAUCACCAAAAUCUUCCACCCCAAUGUGCACUUCAAGGAUGGCAGCAUCUGCCUGGACAUACUUAAGCGCGAGUGGUCUCCCGCGUGGACUUUGAGGGUGAGCAACGUGUUGCUAUUCUGCACGUCUGUGAGACUCACUAAUGUGUGGAUAUGCCUAGGCUGCGUGCUUGGCUGUGAUCUCGUUGCUGUCGGACCCAGCGGCAGACUCGCCCCUCAACUGCGACGCCGGUGAGUGAGCACUGUGAUGAUGACUAGAGAGGUGGGCUUAGGUACUGAAGCUGGCAUACUGUGUGUCGUGCAGGGAACAUGAUUCGUGCGGGUGACAUGUUGGCCUAUAACACCAUGGCUGAGAUGUACAAGAAGGAGUACGGACUGCUGGAGCUUCCCAAGGAUCCGUUCUAAGUCUGCAAACACAGCGCCUGUACAGUAAAGUUUGCAUGAACGUUUGGGCGUCUUAGGGUGAUAACAAAUCCACUGCUUAGACGUUUAUAUUUCUUCCUUCUGUCCAUUUAGCAACGCAGGAUGUUCGGCUUGCUUAACCAAGUCGCCAUAGUAAGCAGUCACG
Phytophthora nicotianae INRA-310 is the source of this 808-nucleotide messenger RNA. RefSeq lists its product as hypothetical. The transcript has 2 exons. The record is from RefSeq and is a predicted model, not a curated record. The coding region runs from base 32 to 475 and encodes 147 amino acids. NCBI's taxonomy places the organism in Eukaryota, Oomycota, Peronosporomycetes, Peronosporales, Peronosporaceae.